UGACGAUCAAUUGUUACGACCGAACACUCGUUAUCAUACAGAAGCCGAAGAAUAUUCUAAUUUUAUUAACAUUUUUAAGUAAUUACUCGCGUUUGUUUGUAUCGAUCUCAUUGCUCGAUCGACCUACUAAUCGUAUCAGUUAGUACACGUAACGUUUAUCAAAUCAACGUGAUUCUAUUACUAUUUGAACAUUUUUUUUUUUAAUUUUUAAAUUUUAAUUAUUUAAAAUAAUACCAAAAAUUAAAAUCCUGAACUAUCGACAUUCGUACAACUUUGACGUGCAAUACAUACUAAGUCAUUUUAGUGAUACAUUUUAAAACGUUUACGUUUAAACGUAUUAAAUUUAAAUCAAUAUUCGUACAUUUGUUUCAAUCUUAGUCGAUAUAUUUUUUUUAUAAUAAUCGGUUUAAGAUUAUAAUAUUAUACUCUGAAAAUGUCGAAAUUCAUACUGGUUAUGACAUUCGUUUACGCAGUACUGUGUAGUAUGCAAAAAAAUGCUUUCCAUCAUGUGGAUGCCGCUCCAUCAAUCACACGCGACGAUUUAACUGCUGUGUUGCCCGGUUCGCUGACCGAGCUGUUUGACUCGGAAGCGUUCGAACGGAUCUGGCGGAAGGCGGCCGCCGAUCAGAUGGUCAAGCGGUUUGGGGACGGCGCCGGACGUGACGGCGGCGCUACGACGCGCAACAUGAUCGGCGACUACAUGGUGACGGACGAGUUCCACCAAGCCGUGUGCAAGGCCGGCGGCCAGGGCAUGUCGUCCAUGGGCGGCAUGAUGGGCAACGCGCCGCCCCCGUGGUCGUACAUGGGCACGUUCAUCGGUUCCGACAAGUUCCAGCACGGUACGUGCGACAUGAUGUCGCAGGGACUGAUCCAGUUCGGCGAGGGUAUGAACGGAUGGUUCCGGUCGGCCGACGCUGACGCCACCGCGGCGGCCCUGGACCCGCUGCGGGCGGUCGACGCGUUCUUCCGGUCCGAGCACUACGACAACGCCCGGGAAAAGCUGCGCGACAUGUUCUCGGACGUCCGGUUCUAAUCCGCCUGAAUUCGCCGCGGAUCUACUGCCAUUUAAUCUUACACGAUAUUAUUACGCAAUGUAUUAUAAUGGACCGUUGUCAAUAUUUAUAUCAUCGUCGUCGUCAUCGCCGCCACCGCGACAAUAUUACAAAAAAUAACGCGUUUCAUCAAUAAUUAAUUUUCAUAAGCACUAUUUUAUAUGUCGCACGACAGUAUUAUUAUUAUUUCGUCGAUGAUCGCAAACGUUAUGAUUUGAUACACCCGUCGGUCGUUUUUUUACGACCAUUAUAUUACACAUACACACACGUGUUCACUAAAAUUACGACCAAAUGUCAUACAUUUAAUUUUUUUGUUUAUAUAAUAUUAAUGCUUACAGCUUACAACUUACUGUAGCCUCGCGUAGGUCGUUUAACUUCUAUCACGCGAACACGCAUAAAGCGUUUAAGUCUCUGUCGUUUCUUGUACGAAACAAAAUAUUACGUUCACGCCAUUUGCAAUAAUCCAUGAAUACUUGUAAUUAAAAUAAGCGCACACGUUAAUUUGUUUUAUUUAAGUCACAACAUUCAGAAACAUCCAGUGAUGAGUUCAGUGAGUUCAAUGUUUCUAGUUAAAUACCUUUUUAAUUUUAUUAUUGUACACUUAAAUAUCGACAGCAUUAUUUUUUAAUAGUUAUAAUAAUAGUAAAAAUGCAUAUUUAUAUAUUCCUGAUCAUAUCUCAACAAUAUAAAUACUUGUAUAAAAAUGAUUUACGAAAUUUACUACGUAUUCCUAAAGGUACGUCAUAUAAAAUGGAAUAUUAGAUUUAAUAUUAUCUCCGUGCACCUAUAUAUUUAAUAAUAUUUGUAAGUGAUGUGUAUGAAUUUAGAUAAUUAAAUUUAAUCAAUUAA
Messenger RNA from Rhopalosiphum padi (bird cherry-oat aphid), 1901 nucleotides. RefSeq lists its product as uncharacterized. Lineage: Eukaryota; Metazoa; Arthropoda; Insecta; Hemiptera; Aphididae. The record is from RefSeq and is a predicted model, not a curated record. The transcript is spliced from 3 exons. The coding region runs from base 434 to 1033 and encodes 199 amino acids.